This is a messenger RNA of Hemibagrus wyckioides, 921 nucleotides long. It is a transcript of the gene rab6bb, whose product is annotated as RAB6B, member RAS oncogene family b. The record is from RefSeq and is a predicted model, not a curated record. Bases 148 to 774 code for a protein of 208 amino acids. Gene Ontology annotation, molecular function: GTP binding; GTPase activity. NCBI's taxonomy places the organism in Eukaryota, Metazoa, Chordata, Actinopteri, Siluriformes, Bagridae. The transcript is spliced from 8 exons.
AGUGGGAGGCAGGACUGACAUCGCAAAGCAGUGCUGCAACAUCCAGCGAGUCGGGAAGCUGGGAUUCAUCCUCACCCAGUGUCCAUCUGCGGGGUUUAACUGGGAACCAGACUGAAGAAAAAGCACAGGACUAUACUGACCGCCGACAUGUCUGUGGGGAACGACUUUGGAAACCCUUUACGGAAAUUUAAACUUGUUUUUUUAGGCGAACAGAGUGUUGGGAAAACCUCCCUGAUCACACGCUUCAUGUAUGACAGCUUCGAUAACACGUAUCAGGCAACCAUCGGGAUCGACUUCCUGUCCAAAACCAUGUACCUGGAGGACCGGACGGUGAGGUUACAGCUGUGGGACACGGCGGGUCAGGAGCGCUUCAGGAGCCUCAUCCCCAGCUACAUACGAGACUCUACUGUGGCCGUGGUGGUGUAUGACAUUACAAAUGUGAAUUCCUUCCAGCUGACCUCCAAGUGGAUCGACGAUGUCAGGACAGAGAGAGGAAGUGAUGUCAUCAUCAUGCUGGUUGGCAACAAGACAGACCUGGAGGAGAAGAGGCAAAUCUCCAUCGAGGAAGGAGAGCAGAGAGCUAAAGAACUGAACGUGAUGUUCAUCGAGACCAGCGCUAAGAGCGGCAGCAACGUCAAACAGUUGUUUAGGCGAGUGGCUGCAGCUCUGCCUGGAAUGGAGAAUCUGGAUGAGACGAACAAGGAGGGCAUGAUUGACAUCAAGCUGGACAAAGCGCAGGAGCCUCCUGCCAGCAACAGCAGCUGCUCGUGUUAGUACAGCGCCCCCUCAUGGACACCUCCACUCACACACCUGCUCGUUCUGUUGCUUCCCGCGGCUCAGCAUCCCGACUGGACGCAGGCUUCUGACAUCCGACUGAACUGACAGUGAUUAAAGCUUUCUCUCUCUCUCUCUCUCUCUCUC